Messenger RNA from Hemibagrus wyckioides, 550 nucleotides. It is a transcript of the gene s100a10b, whose product is annotated as S100 calcium binding protein A10b. Gene Ontology annotation, cellular component: cytoplasm. Bases 169 to 474 code for a protein of 101 amino acids. Gene Ontology annotation, molecular function: calcium ion binding. NCBI's taxonomy places the organism in Eukaryota, Metazoa, Chordata, Actinopteri, Siluriformes, Bagridae. The record is from RefSeq and is a predicted model, not a curated record. The transcript is spliced from 3 exons.
UGACUCAGGCAGAAAUGGUUAAAUUUGCUCUUGCACGCCCACACCCAGCUCGGGCGGAGUCGGCAUAUAAAUACGAAGUGCGAGGAAUGCGCAGGUUUGGCUUGCUUUUCCAGGCAAAAAUCUCUGCUUCAAAAGUUCCUCUCUGUAACCACAAAAAAGUGAUUCACCAUGCCAUCUGAUCUGGAGAGAGCUAUGGAAACACUGAUCACAGUUUUUCACCGCUAUGCCGGUACAGAGGGCAACAGCACCACACUGUGCCGCAAAGAGCUCAGGCUGCUCAUGGAGACAGAACUCUCCAGCUUCCUUAAGUCUCAAAAAGACCCUGCCACUAUUGACAAGAUAAUGAGAGAUCUGGAUGCCAAUGGGGAUGGAGAGGUGAACUUUGAAGAGUUUGUGGCCCUUGUGGUUGGUCUGUCCGUUGCCUGUGAACAGUGUUACCAGUUGCACCUUAAAUCAAAACCACAAAAGAAGUAAAGAGAGGGAGUUGGAGAUGAUUUUCUACUAAUUGUUAUUGUAUAAACAAGUUUAAUAAACACAAUUGCGAACCCCA